UUGACGUUUCGACGAUCGGCGCUAAAACCGCGUGUCUGCAAAUUGCGGUGAAUUCCAUUUGUGCUGUCUAUUGCAAAUUUUCCUUACCGGCCGGGAAAUACGUAAAGCAGAGCGCAUCAGCUGCGACUUCCGACUCGCAGCUGCCGUUACGAACCGUGUCCUUCCGUAGCGUUUGUCGCAAAGUGCGCGAAGUGUGCGUGUGUGUGAAGAAUUCGAAGGAAGCGGUUGUGUGGUGAAGCACCCCGUACAUUGCAUCCGUAAUCCGCACCCGUCCGAACAUGGAUACCGUCAAGAUAAGCGAAUUGCUGCGUGCCACCAUCGACCCAGCGCAACGAUUGCAGGCCGAGGAGCAGCUUAAUCAGGUACACAAGAUCAUCGGUUUCCUGCCAACCCUGAUGCAGGUGAUCAUGCAGAAUGAGCUGGAGAUACCGGUCCGAUUGGCCGGUGCCAUCUACAUGAAGAACCUGAUCAACACCAGCUGGCAGGACCGCGAGGCGGAGGUUGGCAAUCCGAUCCCGUUCGCCAUCCACGAGCAGGACCGGGCCAUGAUCCGCGACACGAUCGUGGAAGCGAUCGUGCACGUACCGUCGGAGGUGAUCAAGAUACAGCUGUGCUUCUGCCUGAGCCACAUCAUCAAGAACGACUUCCCGGGCCGAUGGACGCAGGUAGUGGACAAGGUGAGCCUGUGCCUGCAGAACAGCGACCCGAACGCGUGGCACGGUGCACUGCUGUGCAUGUACCAGCUGGUGAAGCACUACGAGUACAAGAAGUCGGCCGAACGUGGUCCGCUGACCGAGGCGAUGAGUUUGCUGCUGCCCCAGAUCUACACCAUCAUGAUGAACGUGAUCAACGAACCGUCGGAGCAGAGCGUGCUGCUGCAGAAGCAGAUUCUGAAAAUUUUCUACGCCCUCACGCAGUACUCGCUGCCGCUGGAGGUGAUCACGAAGGAGGUGUUUGCGUGCUGGAUGGAAAUCUGCCGACAGAUCCUGGAGCGGCCGGCACCGGAUGCGUCGCACAUCGAGGAAGAGGAACGGCCGCAGCAUCCGGCGUGGAAGACGAAAAAGUGGGCCUCGCACAUCAUUCUGCGCAUGUUCGAGCGGUACGGCAGUCCGGGCAACAUCAUCUCGAAGGAGUAUAAAGAAUUUUCCACCUGGUUCCUGCAAACGUUCACCAGCGGGCUGCUGAUGGUGCUGCUCAAGAUUUUGGACCAGUACCGGAACAAGAUCUACGUGUCGCCGCGCGUCAUGACCAACACGCUCGACUACAUCAAGACGGCCGUUUCGCACGCGUUCUCGUGGAAGAUGCUGAAGCCGCACAUGAUCGAAAUCAUCCGGGACGUGAUCUUCCCGCUGAUGUCGUACACGGACGCGGACGAGGAGCUGUGGGACAGCGAUCCGAUCGAGUACAUUCGCAAGAAGUUCGACGUGUUUGACGAUUUCGUGUCGCCGGUGCAGUCGGCCGAAACGCUCCUGCACAACUGCUGCAAAACGCGCAAAGGCAUCCUCACGCAGGUGAUGCAAAUCAUCAUGCAGAUCAUCAAUACGCCCGGGCUGGAUCAUAAGGAGAAGGACGGUGCGCUGCACAUGGUCGGCUCGCUGGCGGAGGUGCUGCUGAGGAAGAAAAUCUUCAAGGAGCAGGUCGAGCAGCUGCUGAUGCAGUACGUGUUCCCGGAGUUUAGCAGCCCGCACGGACAUCUGCGGGCGAGAGCCUGCUGGGUGAUGCACUACUUUAGCGACAUCAAGCUGAAGAACCCGCAAGUGCUCGAGCAGGUGAUGCGCUUCCUGAGCAAUGCGCUGCUCACGGACAAGGAUCUGCCGGUGAAGGUGGAAGCGGCCAUGUCGAUGCAGAUGUUCCUCAUCUCGCAGGAAGACGCGGCACCGUUCCUGGAGAACCAGAUCAAGGAAAUUACGAUGGAGCUGCUGCGGAUCAUUCGCGAGACGGAGAACGAGGACCUGACGAACGUGCUGCAGAAGAUCGUGUGCACGUACGCGGACCAGUUGCCCCCGAUCGCGCUCGACAUCUGUCAGCAUUUGGCGACCACCUUUAGCCAGGUGCUGGAAACGGAGGAUAAUGGCGACGAGAAGGCGAUCACCGCGAUGGGGCUGCUCAGUACGAUGGAAACGUUGCUGGCGGUGAUGGAGGAGCAUCCGCAGGUGCUGGCCGCGCUACAUCCGGUCGUGCUGCAGGUGAUCGGGCACGUGCUGCAGCAGAACGUGCUCGAGUUUUACGAGGAAGCGUUCGGGCUGGUGUGCGAUCUGACGUCGAAGAGCAUCUCGCCGGACAUGUGGAAGAUGCUAGAAAUUAUCUAUGAGCUUUUCCAGAAAAAUGGAGCCGAAUACUUCGUCGACAUGAUGCCGGCCCUGCACAACUACAUAACGGUCGAUACGCCUGCCUUCCUGUCGAACCAGAACCACGUCAUUGCGAUGUACAACAUGUGCAAAUCGAUCCUCACCAGCACCGCGACGGAGGAAUCGGAGUGCAGUGCGGCCAAACUGUUAGAGGUCAUUAUCCUACAGUGCAAGGGACACAUUGACGAUUUCAUACCGAGCUUCGUUGAGCUGGCAUUGUUGCGACUGACGCGGGAGGUGAAAACGUCCGAGCUGCGAACGAUGUGCUUACAGGUGGUAAUUGCAGCUAUCUACUACAAUCCCACGCUGUUGCUAGAGAUACUGGAAAAGAUCCCGAUACCGGUCCCCGAUUCGUCCAUUACGGCUCACUUCAUCCGACAGUGGCUUCACGAUUACGAUUGUUUCCUUGGCAUUCACGAUCGUAAGCUGUGCAUUAUCGGGCUGUGCACGUUGCUGUCGCUGGGCGACCGUAAGCCGACCGUGCUGAGCGAGCUGCCGGACAAGAUCAUUCCAACGAUGCUGAUGAUUUUCGACGGACUGAAGCGUGCCUAUGCUGCCCGUGCGGCCGAGGGCGAGGAGGAGGAAAGCGAGAACGAAAGCGAAGACCUCGAGGAUGGCCUAUCGAGCGACGAGGACGAUGUGGACGAAAUUAACCCCUACUUCAAGAACAUGUCGAAGAUGGUGCAGGAACGGGGUGCGGAAGCUGGUUUUGAAAUUACUGCCUCGAUUCAGGAUGCUGAUUCCGAUGAGGACGACGAUGACGAAGAUGAUGACGACGACGAUGCCGACGAUAUGGAUGAAACGGCACUGGAAAGCUACACAACACCACUGGACGACGAGGAAAAUCCCAACACGGUCGAUGAGUACAUCAUGUUCCAGGACGUUAUGAACAAUCUUCCCAACACGGAUCCCACCUGGUAUACGAUGCUUACCAGAAAUUUGAACGCAUCCGAGCGCAAAAACCUGCAGGAGGUGCUCGUGUUGGCCAACCAGAAAAAGGAAACCAAGCGCUCGAAAGAGAUCGAAAAGAGUGGUGGCUAUCAGUUCACGCAGCUGCAGAUACCGUCCAGCUUUGGUUUUACGGGGCAGCAACAGUAAUGAUGGGUGUCCUGCUAGUGGAGGAGAUACGCAUUAGCCAAAACCAGUGUUGUGGGAAUGGUCGUCCGAGCGAAGCGGGAAGCUUAUAGCGCGGCCUUCUCACUCUUAACGAUGCAUCCAUCAUGUGUACUACCACUACUACUACUACUACUACUAUUAGUGCUGCUUACACUAAUCGCAACUACGACACUACACUGCUGCAACAACUACAGUUACACAGUCCGCUAACGAACAGAAUCAUUUCUCCCACCACAACCUCAUUUCGAUACACCUACAGUGACUCUGGGUUUAUCUCAACUCCAAUUCCUCCAACCAUCCCUCGACUCGGCUGCAACCGACCGUUAUAAACGCCAAACCUUUGGAAGAAGCAUGAAUUCGGUUUUGUGUGUGUAUAUGCCCUUCUGUUAGUUAACUUCUUUCCCCCCUCUGUCAAAUAACGUUAAUUGAUACAAUAUCCUUCCCUACCCACCGGGGGGGGAAUGCUUUAUCUCGACGAUUGAUUAAUAAGUAACCAUAUGCAUCGUAACCUCUACAUGGCAAGGAAGGUGUGCGUGUGUGUUUGUGUGGGGAAGCACUAGCAGAGCUUUACUAGAUUCUGUAAGAAGAGGAAGCAUUUAAAACGCGCUAUUCUUGUUCCUGUAGUGAGGGCACUAUACCUGGAGUAGCCAUAUAGACGGUUGCUACAGCUGUGACUGCUUCUAGCAGCAAAUACGAGAAGAAGAUGUACUGUGCGCAAAACUUGUUAUUUACACAACAACCACGUUGAAUGUCGCAUAGCGGUUUUUGUUUCCCACAAUGCUGCCAAUCGUCGGAAUUCACUGAAAGCACCACACGUUCUAAACGGUGAAGAAAGGCAGCCCCUCGGUAUGUGGUGUGGCGACUUUUGGCGUAAAUUUUGAACAGAAGCAGUGAGGGCGGCGCACUCGGUCCCUGCUAACGUUCUGGAUCCAACUGUGAUAUAUUGAUCCCAACUCUCGACCCGUGGCGGCAUGGGCAAGGUUCUUGUCGAUAGUCCCGCGCCAGCUGGGCGGAGAGUUUCUUGGCGAAGCGAGCGGAGGCUCCAUCGAUGUGCUGGAGCUCGAUAUUUAAUUUUUUUUCCCCUAUUGUUUUGUGGUGGUCGUUCAAUGGGCAAGGGGGGGGGGGGGGGUGAGGGAGGGGGGAAACAUGAAAGCGUUCGCGACAGAACAUCCUGAGUAUGGUGGAGAGAGCAGGAAAAAAAAAGGGACAGCUGAGACGAAGGCCUUCUUUGCGUUGUAAAGGCACUUUUGUAGGAGAGGAAAAAGAGGAAGAAAAGUUCUAGAAAACAGGCACACACGCACACAAACAGAAAGGCGUUGGAAAGCAAUUAAUGUUGUGUUUUGUAACUUGCAUCGAGCAUUAUUCAUUUAUGACAAAAGCUACGUUUAUUAUAUCGCAAAAAAAGCUAUGUUACGCACAGCGAGUUAGAUUGUGUUCUGGAAUCAGAAAGCUCCUGGAAAGCGUGAAGACAGUAAACCGGAAAGGAAGAGUAAGACACACACACACAGAGCCCGAUUCUUCUGGUGGUACAAGAACACUGUCCGGUACAUCGAUCGAUUUGUGAAUAGAUCAUCUCCUUAUCCCCAUUCCCCCUUAAAACCGAUAGCAAUAAGCACACGCUCACGCCAAGCGAAGGUCCCCCAUUUUAAAGCGCCCAGAGCCUAGAGCGAACAAUAGUAGCGCGUAAUAGAACACAAACACGGCAGGAAUUAAUCGAUCGACACGUAACUCAACACAACACACGAAAACCGGUAAUGACUCAACGGCAGACAACCGACAAACAAACGAAACACGCUGUGUGCAAGGAGGGGGGGGGGGA
Messenger RNA from Anopheles stephensi (Asian malaria mosquito), 5283 nucleotides. RefSeq names its product importin-7 (gene msk). Gene Ontology annotation, cellular component: nuclear envelope; cytosol. Lineage: Eukaryota; Metazoa; Arthropoda; Insecta; Diptera; Culicidae. Gene Ontology annotation, molecular function: small GTPase binding. The transcript has 9 exons. Gene Ontology annotation, biological process: protein import into nucleus. The record is from RefSeq and is a predicted model, not a curated record. Bases 279 to 3446 code for a protein of 1055 amino acids.